AGUCGUUAUUUGUUAUAGGAAGACAAGGGCUACCCUGUGGCGUGCAUGGUUCCAUUCCUUGGAUAGACAGGCUUGCAUUUCAGUUUCUUCCAGUUUUUGUCCCACCUUUGUUGGAUAUCUUUCUAGUUUUUUUUUUCCUAAAGGAAGACAACAACCUCUCUCAUAUUCUUACUUCAAGUUGUCUUGAUGUCUUUGUGCCUCUUUUCUCCACAUGUCACAGAGCUGGACUCUCUUAACCUCAGUUUGGUGAGUUCCUGUUACCCCAGUCUUAUUAAACUGUGCUGGUUCCUAGCCUUCUUCUAGGACUAAAGGCUUCAGAGCUGAAGCCAGACGCACUGCAACUUCAAACCCAUGUACUCUGCAGGAAGACCUGGAAGACCUCAUCCAACUCAGGGCAAAUGCUGGAACCGCCCCCUUACCCCUUCUAGAGUGCGGUCAGGCCAGCGUGUCUCUGCCUUGCCUGGCCCCUCGGCAGCAGCUCGCAAGCGAUCUAAAUUGCUUGCCUGGAUGCCACUACUGGACUCGCCCCCGAAGGCGCGGGACGGAGCAGCUGCUCCUCUAUUCUAAGGCAAGCAGCCCUGGAUAAGGCAGGUGAGGCACGGGAGCAUUGAGAGCAACCGGAUAUUAUAGGGAAGAGGACACUGUGCGCAGAGGCAAAAGACCCAAGCAAGUCUGCCCUUGGUGCGAGUUUUGGGGCCGGAAGGGAGCUCUGGAUUUCGGUCCCUCCCCUUUCCCUGCUCUGGCUUGGAGCACUGGGGCGGUCAGAUCCUUCUACUGUCUGGUACCUGCCGGGAGGAGAUAUCAUCUCUCCUCCACGCCCUCCACCAUGGGCAAUUCUUUUAAUAACUCCAAGCUAAUGGAGGACUGCAAGAGUCGUCAGUGGCUGCGUUCGGAGGAAAGCCCAGCCAUCAGCUCGGUGAUGUUCUCCGCAGGGGUUCUGGGGAACCUCGUCGCACUGGCACUGUUGGCCCGCCGCUGGCGCGGGGACACCGGGUGUAGCGCCGGCAGCAGGACCUCUAUCUCCUUGUUCCACGUGCUGGUAACAGAACUGGUGGUCACCGACCUGCUGGGGACCUGCCUCAUCAGCCCGGUGGUGCUGGCUUCCUAUUCCAGAAACCAGACCCUGGUGGCCCUGGCUCCCGAAAGCCGCGCGUGUACCUAUUUCGCUUUCACUAUGACCUUCUUUAGUCUGGCCACGAUGCUCAUGCUCUUCGCCAUGGCCCUGGAACGUUACCUCUCCAUCGGGCACCCUUACUUCUAUAGGCGCCACUUAUCGCGCCGCGGGGGUCUGGCGGUGCUGCCUGCCAUCUAUGGGGUCUCCUUGCUCUUCUGUUCCCUGCCGCUGCUCAACUAUGGGGAGUAUGUUCAGUACUGUCCUGGGACGUGGUGCUUCAUCCGGCACGGGAGAACUGCAUACCUUCAGCUGUACGCCACGAUGCUCCUGCUGCUCAUCGUGGCUGUGCUAGCCUGCAACAUCAGCGUUAUCCUCAGCCUCAUUCGCAUGCACCAUCGGAGCAGAAGAAGCCGCUGCGGAUUGUCUGGCAGUAGCCUAAGAGGCCCUGGGUCUCGCAGGAGGGGAGAAAGGACUUCGAUGGCUGAGGAGACGGACCACCUCAUUCUCCUGGCCAUUAUGACCAUCACUUUCGCUGUAUGUUCCUUGCCUUUCACAAUCUUUGCCUACAUGGAUGAAACGUCUUCCCUAAAGGAAAAGUGGGACCUGCAAGCUCUCCGGUUUUUAUCGGUUAACUCUAUAAUCGAUCCUUGGGUCUUCGCCAUCCUUAGGCCACCGGUCCUGAGGCUAAUGCGCUCAGUCCUCUGUUGUCGGACUUCACUGAGAACACAAGAAGCUCAACAAACUUCCUGUCCCACCCAGUCCAGUGUCAGUAAACAGACUGACCUUUGUGGACAGUUGUGAGGAUGUGCUUCACCAGGGAACCUCUGAAGAAGCCUUCAAAUGGCCUCAUUGGAGAAAUGUAAAGGGCUGAGAUAUAAACAAAAUGGCCUUGCUCUGAGGAAGCAGAUGAAACAGACUUUACAAAGUGGUGUGGGCUGCAGAUGUGAUGACAGGGCCCUUUGAGGAAAGUGUCAGAGGGUGUAUAAAGUUCACAUUAUGUGACCUUUGAAGAACAAUCAGCUGUGUCUAAGACCCAGUUGAUUUAAGCUUUCCUGUUGAAUGGCAAAGCAUGUGGUUUUGUAAUUUGUUUUAAAACGAUACAUGGUUGCCAUCUCCUGUUUUAAUGUCAAUGCCGCUGCUGUUAUAAACUCAGUCAGACCAAAUGAAACUCAUUCUCUAGGAAGUCAGUUCGUGCAAGCGAUGAAGCAACCAGAGCAGACAAGUUGCUGUCUCGUGAUUGCUUAAUGGACUCCAUUUGGACCAUGAAGUUGAAAGCCAUUGGCCCCUUCUACUGUGUGUGUUCAUGUGGGUGUCUUCUCCAGUCACACUGUGCCACCCUUGAAAGGAUGCACUGAUUUGAUUAAUGCCAGUUUGGGUCACCUAUCCUUUAGGUGCUCUGUCGUGUUGUCAGAUUAUUUAUUCUGUCUUGUCUAUUAUGAGGAGGCUGCUGAAGAAAACUUCAGAAAUGUGUGUCUCACAAAGAAAUAAUAAAAAACAAUCAAUUUUAA
Messenger RNA from Apodemus sylvaticus (European woodmouse), 2622 nucleotides. It is a transcript of the gene Ptger2, whose product is annotated as prostaglandin E receptor 2. The transcript has 2 exons. NCBI's taxonomy places the organism in Eukaryota, Metazoa, Chordata, Mammalia, Rodentia, Muridae. Bases 827 to 1915 code for a protein of 362 amino acids. Gene Ontology annotation, molecular function: prostaglandin E receptor activity. The record is from RefSeq and is a predicted model, not a curated record. Gene Ontology annotation, cellular component: plasma membrane. Gene Ontology annotation, biological process: positive regulation of cytosolic calcium ion concentration; adenylate cyclase-activating G protein-coupled receptor signaling pathway; inflammatory response.